AUGUACGAAGGGAUUGACAACCUGAAAUCCCUUUACGACCGUGCCGGGAAGACUUUCUCCUGCGUUCCUUCUGUGGCACAGGAUGUGCCGCGUCGUACUGCUCAACCAGACCCAGUACGUCGAUCAUCAGUUGGGAGCGGGGCUCCCAAGAAUCCCAGGACGGGGGAUAGCCGCGCCACCGGACGAGAUAACUCGUCCGACGUCCGUUCACGUCGCGGUGGUUCAACAGCUGCUCAACUAGAUAGCGCUGGCCACCGCGAGAGUCCUCUAAUGGAGGUGGAGGAGGAGGAAAGACGCUCUCCACACGAUCAUGUGGAUCGGUGUGUACCCGAGAGCUUCUUUGAUCGCGUAACGCAAGGGUUACGCGACGAUCUCGAACAUGAGCGGAAUAGGCGUCUCCAAAUGGCGGACACUGCCUCGAAGCAUCGAGCUGAGUUUGCCUUUGCUCAGCUUGAGAACGAGAGAUCUCUGACAUCUCUUCGUGACGAGCUAAGGGUAGCUCGUGGGAUUGCUGAUCGGUCUCGGGAUGAGAUAGCUGCUCUUCAGACCCUUGUUGAUGCCCACCAUCGGGAGCACAAGGCUCUCUGCGAGAUGCUUGAGCGCAAGGGCGUUCUUCAUCGGAAGAAGCAGCGUACUGAUGUUACGGCUUAA
Peronospora matthiolae is the source of this 651-nucleotide messenger RNA. The record is from the annotation of a GenBank genome assembly. NCBI's taxonomy places the organism in Eukaryota, Oomycota, Peronosporomycetes, Peronosporales, Peronosporaceae.